AUGGAUGAACAUCCAAACAGUGCUCUCCACUAUGGGCACGUAGGACGAGCUGUCUACCUUCCUGAUGAGGAGGAAUGGACGUUUACUCGGUCUUUUGCUAAGCCCGCAUCGAUCCUGUAUACCGGAGUGACCAAGACAACAAUCUCGUCGCCUUUCCCCCCAGCCAAAGCUCGAUUAAUACGCAGACUACCUGAUAAGAACCCCCGGAGACUGAUCACAGAAGCGCAUCCUGAUUUGGCAGCAUCAUGGUCCUCCAUUCGCGAUGAACCUUUGUCGAAGACUGUCACGAAUACAACCGAGCAAUAUGAUCCGGAGAUCUCUACGCUCUUCGAUCUCGGUUAUGCGGUGGACCAAAGGCGUCAUGACAAAAGGCUACGCUCAGUUCCAAUUGCGGUGGCAGUAACCGGGGAAUGUCGUAAUAUAGUCUCAUUCCGAACACUGGAGGAGGAAAUUUUGGAGUUGGCUUCUCCACAGAAGUUAGCAUUUCGUGCUCCAUCAAUCAGCGACAGUGAGAUGUCUGAAUGGUCCAAUGGUGGCGCACCGAUACGUCAAGUACAGUUUGCACGUCCCUUGGAGGAGCAGCCGGUAUUCAUGGCCGCUCGUCUCUACACAGGGACUACAAUAUUCCGACCUCUUUACCACUGGGACCCUGUGCCUAUGCGCUUGCCGGAAGGUGCUAUACUGGGAUACUCCGGCCCCUUGCGAAACUCUCGGCUGGAUGCGAAUCCAAUUACGGAAAUAUCUCUGUCGCAAACAGGUGGUGUCGCACAUGCCGAUGUGACCUUCAACCCUUGGUAUCAGAGACAAUUCGCCAUCGUAGAUACCAGAGGCAAGUGGAGUAUCUGGGAAAUCACCGGCAGGCAGCGACUCAAGCAGGCCACUUGGGCUACCCAGCUCGUCAAAUCAGGCUCCUUGCCCUCGCAGGAUUAUAAACAUAAACACAAUUGCCCUCGGCUUGAUGGCUGGGCAUCUAUCGAGUGGGUCCAUAAUGUUGGAUUGAUAGUUGUCUCCAAUCGUCGCAGUGUCAUAAUCUAUGCCUUCACAGAUGACGAGAUUCCACCACGCACAGUUGAGCUGGGAAUGACAAAGAAAUCUGAGUGGGUUCUAGACGUUCAAAGAAACCCACGCAAUGCAUCACAGUUCUUCGUCCUGACGACAACUCGGAUAUCGUGGUUUGAUCUUGGAGCCUUACCAGGGGAGGAUGAUACAAGUUUUUCUCUAUACCCCCGAGUGUCCUGGAGGCACUUCCGAGAUCCGGAAGACACGACUUUGCAACUUAGCGACAUAGUCGUUUACCAAGAUGUGUAUCUCGUUCUGUAUUCUCAUCUCACUCCGCUAGUACAGGCAUUCCCAUGUCCCUUUAUAUCCGACGAUCAGACUGGGUCUAUAUCUGUACCCGAUCCCCUGGUGAUAGAUGCGCCCCUGUUGGUGGAUAUACCGCCAACUAAACGCAACUCUGCCGUGCGAUUCUCGAGAUUCGUGUUCAGAGAGGUUGCCCACUCUGUUACGCCACUGGGUAAGAAUUUCUAUAACCCCCACAUGCCAUUGAUCAAGCUUUUCUGGAUGGAUUCCGAUCUUGCCGUCCAUGAAUCUACUUUCACGGGUCCACGCGGAGAUCCAGACGAGCCGGAUUUGUUUCGUGAAAGUAGUAUCUUGCGGCUGAGAAGGCGUUAUGCUCCGACAUCAUAUAUCAGACCCACCGAUGACUUUGUUGUGGAUGAUUGGGACGAAUCAGCUGCACAGCAAAUGAUUGUUCGUCGUUGCAAGCCCCAGAUAGAUCACAUUGAUACAGAGUCGGACUUGCAGUGGACCUUGGACUUCUCUGGUGUCUACAAAAUAGCGACAGGGAAGAUGGAAAUUCGUCGAAAAAAGCAAAAAGAAAUACAAAGGCCCAAACAAAAUACACUUGAUGAGUUGAUGGCGAUUCUGCAAAGUGAAAUGAACAAUGGAUCGAACCGACCUCCAGGCAAGACCAUUGUUGAAUUGACGGACAAGGGACUUUUGGCAGAGGAUCUUGAUGAACGUGCAGAUGAUGUAAAACGACUCAUUUCAGCACUCGUGCCCGAACACCCGGACCCCGAUGCUCAUUGUCGGUAUAUGCUUUUACCACUUCCAACCUCAAACGGGGGUUAUGGUGUACCGACCAAACUGUCAGGCGAGGCAGACAAGGAUCUUCUAAAUGUCUAUGAUCAAAUCGUCGAUGAUUGGAUGUCUACCCUGCCUCGCGUCAUCCCCGUGCAGACGCGACUCAUGAAAGAGAAACUCAUUCGGGGAGUCGCUGCCGAUCUCAUCCUGUCACGCCUAAUCAAAAUUUCUACCUCAUUAGAUCGCGUCAUACUAUCUACGCCUGCAGAUCCGGUCGAGGAGCGAGCGAAUGAAGAUGCAAAUGAGAAGGCCGCGGCACAGAACAAAUACAUGCAGUCGAGCUACUUCGCAUUAUUAUCAUCACAGGCCCCUGCAAGCCAGUCAUCAACGGGCAGAAGCCAGGCCUUUGGAUCCAGACGGGAUACGACGUCAGUCCAGCAAUCCAAGUCCACCGCAUUCCCAGUCUUGAGUGGCCUCUCAGCAUUCACCACAUUCAAGGCUCCACGUCCAAUCCCACAAAAGGUCGAAAACCUCCUCUCCCACUGGCCGAUAGGUGCCAGCCCCGAAAACUAUGUCUGGGAGAGGAUCGAAGACGAGGAGACGCGGAGUUCCAAGGCGCGCACACCCAAGAGCAGACGGAAGAAACGCUCACAGACUCGUGACCAAUCUCUCCCUCCGACUCCGGCAAUCCCCAUGGUUCGAGCAUGGGGUAGUCAGCCACUUGCACCUCCCCGAUUCAAUAUCGAUAGUAGUCAGUCCAUGGGCGGUUUGCCGAUGACCCAGAUGGAGCGGGGAGCUUUUGGAGCUCGCGAAUUCAAGAAACCGAAAAAGAAGAAGAAAAGACAAGCUGGAUUUUAG
Penicillium vulpinum is the source of this 2943-nucleotide messenger RNA. RefSeq lists its product as uncharacterized. The record is from RefSeq and is a predicted model, not a curated record. Gene Ontology annotation, molecular function: RNA polymerase I transcription regulatory region sequence-specific DNA binding; RNA polymerase I general transcription initiation factor binding. Gene Ontology annotation, biological process: nucleolar large rRNA transcription by RNA polymerase I. The transcript has 3 exons. NCBI's taxonomy places the organism in Eukaryota, Fungi, Ascomycota, Eurotiomycetes, Eurotiales, Aspergillaceae. Bases 1 to 2943 code for a protein of 980 amino acids. Gene Ontology annotation, cellular component: RNA polymerase I core factor complex.